GUGAAACCUCGGACAGAUGCGCCACGUUGGAUUGGCCCUCGAAAGUGGAUCCCCCAAACAGUGGGAUGGGCGAAAGCUUCCCCGUAAUUUCGAAAAAAUUCGAGCCUAGAGCCAGCAAAUUUUUUAGUAAUGCGAAGAUUGCGGAGUUUGCGACUGACAACCAUUCUCCGAUCCAUCGAGAUUUGCCAUUUGCAGGAAAACUCCAAUCGAGGCGAGGAAACAAGAUAUCACGAUAUUAAUACAUACACACAUACGUCCAUAUACAUCACAAUGGGUAUUCCUCAGAAAUCCACCAAGACCAAGACCAGAAGAAGAUUGAGAGAUCUCGAUCAAAUUUGUGCCGAUAUUCGUUCUCCAAAACAUCUUGCGCAACAUAAAGGUUCAAAGGCCGCAGAGGAUUUGCCAGGCUUGGGAAAAUGGUAUUGCAUCGAGUGCGCAAAAUGGUAUGAAUCGGAGAAUAGCAUGCUAUCGCAUCUCAAGGGCAAACCACACAAGAGAAGAGUCAAGGCAUUGAAGGAAGGACCAUACACACAACGAGAUGCCGAAGCAGCUAUUGGCCAAGGACCUGCAGAUAAUGGCGAGAGAAAUAAGGCUCUCGACGUAGAGGUAGAGAUGGAAAACUCCGGAAUUAUCGACGACCAGGAAACCUGAGCACCGAUGUCAUUGCCCCUCGACAUGGAGUAAUCAUAGAAGGGGUUUAUCAAAGCUUAGUUUAUCGUGGCUACUACAAAAUCUAUGGCGGGGUAUCA
This is a messenger RNA of Botrytis cinerea B05.10, 749 nucleotides long. It is a transcript of the gene Bcbud20, whose product is annotated as Bcbud20. The coding region runs from base 130 to 651 and encodes 173 amino acids. The record is from RefSeq and is a predicted model, not a curated record. NCBI's taxonomy places the organism in Eukaryota, Fungi, Ascomycota, Leotiomycetes, Helotiales, Sclerotiniaceae. Gene Ontology annotation, molecular function: nucleic acid binding; zinc ion binding. The transcript is spliced from 3 exons.